Messenger RNA from Penicillium longicatenatum, 963 nucleotides. Its product is annotated as short-chain dehydrogenase. The record is from RefSeq and is a predicted model, not a curated record. Bases 1 to 963 code for a protein of 320 amino acids. NCBI's taxonomy places the organism in Eukaryota, Fungi, Ascomycota, Eurotiomycetes, Eurotiales, Aspergillaceae. The transcript is spliced from 5 exons.
AUGACCCCCUUCACGUCUAAUUCUACUGGCGAGGAAGUCUGCAAAUAUUUAUCCUCUUACAUCAAGGCGAGCAAAGUCUUGAUAACUGGUGUUACUCCAGGAAGUAUAGGAGGUGAAGCAGCGAUUCAAAUCUCGCGACAUGCGCCGUCAUUGCUUGUCCUCGCAGGCCGCAACAUUCAGACCCUCCAGGAGCUUGACCAGAAAAUCAAGUUAGAUACACCCGGUGCUAGAACAAGGCUCCUGGUGGUUGAUCUCAGCUCUCAAGAAAGUGUUCGCAAGGCCGCUGAAGAGGUCAAAGCCUAUUCUGAGACUCUCGAUAUCAUGAUCAACAGUGCCGGUGUAAUGGCCACCCCAUACAGUGUCACUAAAGAAGGUUUGGAAAUGCAAUUUGGAACGAACCAUAUUGGUCAUUUUCUCUUCACAAACUUGGUUCUAGAGAACCUCAUAGAUCGAGGUGUUACAAAUGUUCGAGUGGUGAACGUUAGCAGUCUUGGGCAUAAGAGAGGGCCCGUUCGGUUUGAGGAUCCUGGAUUUGAGAAUGGAAAGUGCUAUGACAAGUGGCAGGCCUAUGGACAGAGCAAGACUGCCAAUAUGCUUUUUUCCGUAUCGUUGGCCAAAAAGCUUGGAGCAAAGGGUGUGCAGUCAUUCAGUCUUUACCCAGGACGAAUGGUUACCGGAAUUGUGAGGCAUCUAUCCAUGGAAGAUUGGCUCAAGGCUGGAUGGAAGCACCCAGAUGGUAGCAUGAAUAACGAUCCUAAGCUAAAAUGGAUAACCACAAGCCACGGCGCGGCUACACUGAUUGUAGCAGCAUAUACUCCAAGCAUUCCUAGUGAAAAUGGGUCAUACAUGGUCAACUGCAAGAUCAACAAUAGCGAGGCUGCGGAUUACGCCCUCGACCCACAAAAUGCAGAGAAACUGUGGAGACUUAGUGAGGAUCUUGUUGGCCAAGAAUUUCGCUAUUAA